UCCAUUUCCCUGGUCGGUUUACGAUGUCUGAAAAUGCCAGGCAUCGAAAUUCGACGGCGAGGGGGGAAAGGACAGGAAUGACCAGCAGCGAGAUGUAUCUAAAUUUUAAGCGAACCAAAUUGUUAGAUAAAAGCAGCCGUUUCUCAUUGAACUAUGUGAACUACCAUUAUUUUCCCAAGGGGAAAACUGCACAAUCUCAGCUGGCAGAUACUCAGAUACAUGACAAAGAUGAGCCGGAAUCCAGAAGCCCAACAUCCGUGAGUGGGUGUAUGGGGAUAUGGGGGGGAUGUGGCACUAUUUCUCGGUUCUUCCCAUUUUUAUGGCAAUUCAAUUGCACCGCCAGCGACUUUUGUUUCCUGCCGCGAAGCGUUCCUCCCCCCGCCCCUUUCUCCGCCACACUGCAGGUUGCAACCGUAUGGCCAUACGUCGUUUUUGAAAAAGUGCCGAAAAUCAAUUGGAUAAUCCGACGAUCGACGCCCAAGGAAUCCAUCAGUACUCUUUAAACUCCAGACUCCAGACUGCAACUUCACUUGGCUGCAGACUGCAGAUUGAAGGGGCUGAUUUUUGGUGGAAAAUGGGCGCUUUUCCCGCCUGUCUGUUCCACCUUUCAACGGCCGGCGAGAGAUUUCGUCCGAAACUACAUUUUCCAGCCUGCCGAAUUAUCGGGGAAAUUAAUCUUUUCAAUCUUGAGUUUGCCCAGUGCCACAACACAACACAUGUGCCGAACUCAGCACGCAGACACUGAGAGAAAUAGGAACUACUUGCGUAAGGA
This is a messenger RNA of Drosophila mauritiana, 772 nucleotides long. RefSeq lists its product as uncharacterized. The coding region runs from base 24 to 503 and encodes 159 amino acids. The transcript is spliced from 3 exons. The record is from RefSeq and is a predicted model, not a curated record. NCBI's taxonomy places the organism in Eukaryota, Metazoa, Arthropoda, Insecta, Diptera, Drosophilidae.